Manihot esculenta (cassava) is the source of this 2470-nucleotide messenger RNA. RefSeq names its product casein kinase 1-like protein 3. The transcript is spliced from 16 exons. Gene Ontology annotation, biological process: peptidyl-serine phosphorylation; signal transduction; endocytosis. Gene Ontology annotation, cellular component: nucleus; cytoplasm. The record is from RefSeq and is a predicted model, not a curated record. Gene Ontology annotation, molecular function: ATP binding; protein serine/threonine kinase activity. Lineage: Eukaryota; Viridiplantae; Streptophyta; Magnoliopsida; Malpighiales; Euphorbiaceae. The coding region runs from base 202 to 1464 and encodes 420 amino acids.
AGCAGAGUCGAACCUCACGCCCCUAAUUGAUAAUACCAGAACACACCUCUAUUUCUUGUCGCGACUGGGUUUCUCUGCUUGUCGCCUCCAUUGAAGUUGUCUCGUCUCCUUUCCCGUCUUUCCUACAGACGAAGGAUCGGUUUCUUUAUCUUUGCUAACCCUAAUUUUCUUUUCUUUCCUAAAUUAUAGAAUCAAACAUUAAUGGAGAGGGUUAUAGGAAAUAAGUAUAAGCUGGGUCGCAAAAUUGGAAGCGGAUCAUUCGGUCAAAUCUAUCUCGCUAGCCACAUCAAUAAUGGUGAAAUUGUAGCCGUGAAGAUUGAAAAUAACAAGACGAAGCAUCCGAUGCUGCUAUAUGAAGCCAAACUGUAUAGUAUUCUUCAAGGGGCGAGUGGCAUUCCGAGCAUAAGAUGGUGUGGGGUAGACGGGGACGAUAACGCGCUAGUACUGGAUUUGCUAGGACCAAGUCUGGAAGACCUGUUCGUCUACUGUGGGAGGAAACUUUCACUCAAAACAGUGUUGAUGUUGGCUGAUCAGAUGAUUUCAAGAAUAGAAUAUUUACAUUCUAAAGGGUUUUUGCAUAGAGACAUAAAACCAGAUAACUUCCUCAUGGGCCUUGGAAGGAAAGCUAAUCAGGUCUACAUUAUUGAUUUUGGACUAGCAAAAAGAUAUAGGGACUUGACAACGCAUCGUCAUAUUCCGUACAGAGAGAACAAAAACUUAACAGGGACUGCACGUUAUGCAAGCUGCAAUACCCAUCUUGGAAUUGAGCAAAGUCGUCGGGAUGAUUUGGAGUCCCUUGGCUACGUUCUUUUGUACUUUUUGAGAGGAAGCCUUCCAUGGCAGGGACUGAAAGCAGCAACAAAGAAGCAAAAAUAUGACAAGAUAUGUGAAAAGAAAUUAUCAACUCCAAUUGAGGUCCUCUGCAAGUCACUUCCUGUGGAAUUUGUGUCCUAUUUCCAUUAUUGCCACUCCUUAACAUUUGAUCAACGACCUGAUUAUGGAUUUCUGAAGCGCCUAUUUCGGGACUUGUUUGCUCGAGAAGGAUAUGAGUUUGAUUACAUUUUUGACUGGACCAUUCUAAAGUUCCGGCAGACACUUGCCAAGAAACAACCACAACCAAUGGGCUUUCAGCCAGUUUCUGGAGUUAUGAGCGGUGGAGAUGUGGCUGUGGAUGUGGAUAAGCAUAAAGGUGAUGUUACAGAGUGCAAAGGAUCAAAUAGUGCUGUUCAUCCUGAUGUCCAUAUGGAGUUAAGAUCAUCAUCCCAGAAUUUAAACACUGAUAAUCCAAUUGACAAACAUAUGGUGACCAAUGUUCCAAUGCCAGCAACUUCAUUAGCUCUCUCCAGUUCCAUUGGAAGAAAUGUAAAGAAACUAGAGGGUGCAAAUGAAGCUGUGAAUAUUGGUCAUGCAUUUGGGAACAAAACUGGUGCCAGCAGAUUGAUGAGAGUGUCUUCAGCUAAGUAAUUGGGGGUACUUUCAGCUAUACAUUCCAGGGACAGAGUCCAGAUACAAUGUUACUAUCAUGCAGUUUGGAUGGCUUGAUCAACUUCAACUCAAGAAUCUCUGUUUCCUCGAUGCACCAUUCACAAGGUGACUAGAAAGUAGGGACAUUGGAUUUGGAUGGUGCUGGGCCAUAGCCCAUCGAAGCUUUUUUUCCUUCACCCUGUGUGCAUGGAUGGAAAAUGAUGAAGCUUAUUAUAUGUUUAAUUGUUUGACAAAGGAUGUGUAAAGUGUUUCUCCUAUCUAUUAAUAAAUCACAAGGUUUCUUGAAAUAUUGUGCACAUAUUUUGAACAUAUAUCUCAUUGUUUCAGGUACCAAGAUUUCUUUGUUUAUUCUCGUGGAGCUUUUAUCGGUUGCCAUUACCUUUUCUCUUCGUAUGAACACUCAAUGGAACUUUUCUUUCGUGACCAUGUAUAUGUUCCUGCCAGAGAUUCUCGACUUGAUUGGUUUGGUGGAAGAUUGGUAAAUUGAUAACUGCAAAGUCAUUGGGAGAAUUGAUGCAAAAACGAGGAUGGUUUGUUAAAUCCCAUUCUUCCAAUUGGUGUUAUGAAUUCUGUAAUCCAGGAGCUUGUGAGGUAAUCAAUGUAAUUUCUUUUUUCUUUUUUGUCGGAGAACUUACUUUGAAUGUUGACGUUGUUCGGAACUAGAUAUUGUCCUGCCAUAUUCAGCCGUCUAUAUAGCAGGACGACUUGUGUUAUUAUUAUUGCUUCGCAAAGAUAGCUGCACAAAUGAGAAUAAUUUGUUAUAUGUAUUUCAAGUAGAUCUUCAAAGUUGAAACAAAAAAAAAUGUUCACACCAGUUUAAAAUCAGUGCUUGAAAAAAAUCCUCGUUAGUUAUGCUGUUGGUUUUCAUCGUCUUUCUAUCGUUUCCUUUUUCUUGUUGGGGUGAGGGGAAAGGAACACAAGUUACAGCGUUGAGGCUUAAGCUUCUUUUUCUUGUUGCAGAGGAGGCUGCUGAUUCGUUUAGGGG